AUGAAGUCAAUUCGUGCUACUUCGGCCCUCGCAUCUCAAGUCUCGGCCACGACAUGCUCACGAGCAGCAAUUGCAUCUCGCACAGCCUCAUCCACACAGACUCGCUCCUUCUUCCCGAAUCCCUUUGGCGCUCAGCCUAUUCAAUCAUUAACUGCAUCUCGUAUUCUACCCUACGACGCAAAAACUCUCUACGCAAUCGUCGCCGACAUUCAAAGCUACCACAAGUUCCUGCCUUUCUGCAUCUCCUCCAACGUCACCAAGCAAUCUUCGCCCGACGCCGAGGGAAAGACAUGGCCUGAAGAAGCAGAACUGGUUAUUGGAUACAAGGAUGUCAUGCGUGAAUCCUUCUUUAGCCGUGUUUACUGCGCACCACAAGACUUUAUCGUCGAAUCUGUGAGCGGAGAAACCAAUACCAAUCUUCCUGCUGCAAGCAUAGCACACCACACUGUCCGUCCCUCUGCAGACCAAGAUCCCGCUCGUAACGCCACGAUUCUUACACAUCUACGCUCUCGCUGGCAGUUGAGUCCCUUCCCUUACAAACCUGGACCUAUGGGCAAUGACAGACCUCAAGAAGUCACCUCGGAUGUGCCGCCCAGGAUGCAGACUGAGGUCAAUCUGGUUAUCGAUUACCAAUUUGCCAACCCACUUUAUACGACAUUGAGUGCGGCUGCGGCGCCAAAGGUUGCAGACAAGAUGAUUGAGGCCUUCGAGAUGAGAGCAAAGGAAAUGUUGGAUCGUCCUGCUGCUAGCGCAACGCAGAAGUUCAAGGGCACUGUGAGUGUGUCCGGUAAUGGCAUUAAAGCUUGA
Molecule: messenger RNA, 807 nt
Organism: Aureobasidium musti
Lineage: Eukaryota; Fungi; Ascomycota; Dothideomycetes; Dothideales; Saccotheciaceae
Source: the annotation of a GenBank genome assembly